This is a messenger RNA of Hansenula ciferrii, 870 nucleotides long. Its product is annotated as 3-oxoacyl-[acyl-carrier-protein] reductase. Gene Ontology annotation, biological process: triglyceride catabolic process; phosphatidic acid biosynthetic process. NCBI's taxonomy places the organism in Eukaryota, Fungi, Ascomycota, Saccharomycetes, Phaffomycetales, Wickerhamomycetaceae. The transcript has a single exon. Gene Ontology annotation, cellular component: lipid droplet; endoplasmic reticulum. The record is from RefSeq and is a predicted model, not a curated record. Bases 1 to 870 code for a protein of 289 amino acids. Gene Ontology annotation, molecular function: triacylglycerol lipase activity; acylglycerone-phosphate reductase (NADP+) activity.
AUGUCACAAAAAGUUGCACUAAUUACAGGUACUAAUUCAGGUAUUGGACAUUCAUUAUCUUUAGAAUUAAAUUCAAGAGGUUAUAAAGUUUAUGCAACAGAUUAUAAAUUUAAUGAAGAAAUUUUAAAAGAAUUUGCUAAUAAUAAUAUUGAAACUGAAACUUUAGAUGUUAGAUCUUCUCAAGAUAUUAAAAAAAUUCAUGAUUUAAUUCAAUCAAAAGAAGGUAGAUUAGAUUUACUUUAUAAUAAUGCAGGUAUUGUUCAUAUUAGUCAUUGUGUUGAUUUAAUUGAUGAAGAUAUUGAAAAUUUAUAUGAAAUUAAUUUAUUUGGUCCAAUGAAAAUUACAAGACAAUUUACUAAAUUAUUAGUUAAAUCUCAAGGUACUGUUGUAUUUUCAGGUUCUGUUACCAAGAAUAUCCCAGUUCAUUCAAAUUCUUUAUAUACAUCAUCAAAAGCUGCUUUAGAUCAAUAUGUAUCUGUAUUACAAUUAGAAUUAAGAAAUUAUAAUGUUAAAGUUCUAAGUGUCCUUGGUGGUUAUAUUAAAUCAAAUAUUUAUGAUACAAAACAAAAAAAUCCAAUACCAAUUGAUUCAAUUUAUAAUUUUGAUCAAUAUAAUGAAGCAUUCUCCAAGAGAAAACAAGCAUUUGCCAAACAAGAAUCUAAAAAAAUGGAAACUGAUGUAUUUGUUAAAAGAGUAUUGAAUCAAAUUGAAAAUGCUACUUUGGAUACUUUUAGAAUUUUUGAAGGUGGUCAUGCUUCAAGAUUAUAUUAUACUCCUUUCUUUAUUUCAAGAUCAAAAUUAGUUAAUUCAAUGUUGGAUUUAUUUGGUUUAAAUUUUAAUUAUAGAGAUCAUUUAACUGAAACUGUUUAA